AUGAAGGACUGGAGCAAGCAAACCGUCGUCCAACUCAAGGCUGAGUUGAAGCGGCGAGGGCUUGCCAUAGCCGGCCUUAAGCAGGACCUCGUCUCGCGACUCACCGAAGACGAUGCCAGCAAUGCAGCCGCCGAGAACGAGGCGGAGGCCUCCGAACCCGAGCCCACUGAGACUUCCGAACCUCAGGCUAUAGAAGCUGAGGAGCCGUCUGCGGACUCUGCUUCUGUCGACGAAGCCCCCAAGGAAUCGGCGCAUGCCGAACCUGAUGCUGCGCCUGCCGAACCCGAAACCGCGCCCGCGCCCGAGUCUGCCUCCCCAAUUUCAAAGACCAACAGCGACGCCCCGGCGGUAGCCACCGAGAGUGACGAUAAACAAGAUGCCCCGGCUGCACUUCAAGAAGGCGUGCCUUCGGCCGAAAUAACCCCUCCUGCGCCUGCCGAGAUAGCUCAGGAUGCUCAAAAGCGAAAGCGCCGUUCAGAGAGCCCUGCCGAGCCCCUGGAGGACGCCUCCCGCAAACGCCUCAAGGCGCAAGAGGACGACGAAGUGCAAUCUUCAGAGCCUUCUGGCGUGACUGGGGUCAUCAGCAACAUCAAGGACGCGUUGGUGGAGAACACCAGUCUUGCCGAAGAUAUCGCCAAUGAUGCAAAGGCCGUUUCCGAGAAUGUACCCCAGCCUGAAGACGAGCCCAUGGAACAGGACGAACCCGAGACUAAGGGAGAUGUUGAAGACGUCGCAAUGACAACAAACGAUGAGGCGCAGAAUGAACCCGCGACUACGGCUGCCGAUGAUUCUGUCCCGGCUCCCGAAUCAGCAGACAUCGCAAACCAACCCAAGGACGCGAAUGAUACACAGUCCCCUAUCGGGCAGGGAGCAGGCAAUGCUAUGGAGUAUGAGCGCGACGUGCAGCCAUCCGUCCACCCUGCAACCAGAGCUCUUUACAUCAAGAACUUCAUGAGGCCUCUUCGCGAGAACGUGGUUCAGGCUCAUCUGCUUGAGCUUGCGACUCCGGCCGGCACCGAUCCCAACGAAGGCGAUAUCGAGGAGUUCUUCGUCGACCAGAUUAGGACUCACGCUUUUGCGGUCUUCAAAACCACAUCUCAGGCUUCUCGCGUCCGCAACGCCUUACAUGACGUCAUCUGGCCCGAUGAGCGUGAGCGCAAGCCACUUUGGGUGGACUUUGUUCCUCCCGAGAAGGUUCGUGAGUGGAUUGACGAGGAAGAGACUCAGGGACAGAGCCGGAGAGGAGCUCGCUGGGAGGUCAUUUUCGAUCGUGAGGACGAUGGGUUCGUUGUUGCCCGCCUGGAUUCGGGCACCGCGCCUCCGCCCGCGCUAGCCGCCCCCGAACUUACCAGACCUAUCCCUUCGGGGCCCGCUGUUAAGGACGUGAACGCGAUUCCUUUGGGACCCCGGGCCAGAGGCACAGAGGGAGCGCCCCUUGGACCCAGAGGAGACCGGGACCCGCCCCGCGGCCCUGGAGGCAGAGGCUCUCGUCAGAUCCAAAACUUCCCAGGAGGCCCUGUCCAAACGACGCGCAAGAACCCCCCGAUCACAUUCCAGCCCGUCUCCGACGAUCUGGCCAGCAGACGAAUCCGCAACAUGCGUUCAUUCUACACCCAAGACCUUAAGCGCGACAUGGGCCCCGAGACCGAGAUCAACCGCUACACUUUCGAGCAAGGCGAUAGUUUCGUCGACCGCGGCCAAGAAGUCUUUGUCGGCAUUCGCCCACCGCACAGAGAGAGAGAUGCGCAACGCAGACGGGGCUUCGACAGCGGACCCCACCGCGGAUCAGGCCCUCGCCGCAAUCGAAGAAACGGCGGCGGCGGCGGCGGCGGCGGUGGCAAUGGUCGUCGCAACCCUCGUCCCCUAAGCGAUAGGUACCUCCCGGGUAUCAAUGAGGGCGGCCCUUACAGGCAAGGCGACCGUGGAACCUUCGGCUCGCGCAGCGACGAUCGUGAGAGACGAUACUAA
Messenger RNA from Colletotrichum chrysophilum, 1968 nucleotides. RefSeq lists its product as uncharacterized. Lineage: Eukaryota; Fungi; Ascomycota; Sordariomycetes; Glomerellales; Glomerellaceae. The coding region runs from base 1 to 1968 and encodes 655 amino acids. The record is from RefSeq and is a predicted model, not a curated record. The transcript has a single exon.